GGCUCCACCUUAAUGUCAUCAGUUUGGUAAACGUAAGCUUUGAGCUCGAGAGGGAGCCUUGUGAAAAACAGCGCAUCUGACAAAUUCAUUGUAUUAAACUGCGAGCAACAGACACUGGAUAUUGUUUAUGGUGCGAAUACAAGAAAAAACAACAACGUAACUGUCAAGAAGACCUUUAGCUUAACAGUACACAUCCCAUCCGCUGCUGUCCGGGUCCGGGCGCUACUUUGAUCUUCUGCUUGGUUUGCAAAAGGAUUUUGACGUCAAAACGUCGCAAACAAAGAUGGCUACAGUGGACUCGCGGUUUGGCCACAAGGACACGUCGGAUCAGAACUUUGACUACAUGUUCAAGCUGCUGAUCAUUGGGAACAGCAGCGUGGGGAAGACCAGCUUCCUGUUCCGCUACGCUGACGACUCCUUCAGCAACUCCUUCGUCAGCACCGUGGGCAUUGACUUCAAGGUGAAGACCGUGUACCGCAACGACAAGAGGGUCAAGCUGCAGAUCUGGGACACUGCUGGACAGGAGCGCUACAGGACCAUCACCACUGCCUACUACCGGGGCGCUAUGGGCUUCAUUCUCAUGUAUGACAUCUGCAAUGAGGAGUCUUUCAACGCUGUGCAAGACUGGGCGACCCAGAUCAAGACAUACUCCUGGGAUAACGCACAGGUGAUCCUGGUGGGAAACAAAUGUGACAUGGAAGAUGAGAGGCUGGUCCCAGCUGAGAAGGGGAGAUGCCUUGCAGACCAGCUGGGGUUUGAGUAUUUUGAGGCCAGUGCCAGAGAGAACAUCAAUGUGAAGCAGGUGUUCGAGAGGCUAGUGGACAUCAUCUGUGUGAAGAUGUCCGAGAGCGUGGACACGGACCCUUCGAUGGUCAGUGGAGCCAAGAACACCAGGCUGACCGACAACCCUCCACCCCUGCAGCAGAACUGCUCCUGCUAGUCACCUCUCCCCAACCUUUAACCUCUGACCCGUAACAAUGUUGUUUACCUUUUUUUGGGGGAAGGAGUGAUUGGGACAUUUCUGAUAGUUCAAAGAGAAAAAAAAUCACACUUUAUCUAAAGAGUCCUUUAUAAAAGAUUUAUAAAAUAUACAAAAAUAUGACUCCUUAUACACAGAAUCUUGCUUCUCUAAGAUAUUUAUCCAUGGUUAGUCACCUGGACUAUGUUUAUGUGUAAUUAACCUCUUUGCAUCCACCCUUACAGUAGAGUUUGUAAAAUCCCAUUAGGAUAUCAUGUACCUGUGUAUUAACUUUAAAAAAAAAAUGGUACCAUAGUACUGCAAUAGAUUACUGGUUUUGCUUAUUGAUACCUCUGUGACACCAGUGGUACUGUAUAUAUAUAUAUGAACAUGUUACCACUGUGGUACCCUUCUACCAAUGGCUUAUCCCAUAGAACCAUUGCAUUGCCAUGCUACAGCGAUCCCUUAAUUAAAUUCCACAUGAGAUAUUGUGUUUUUGAUUAGCAGGAAGUUGUCAGGGGAUGGUGGGGAAGGGAUUUUCAUUUCAAAUCCAGAUUUAAGCACAAAAACAGAAUCGGCUAACUGGAGAAGCACAAAAGUCUUCGGAAACCAAAGGGUUGUAUUAGCUUCUAAUAAUUACCCAGAAUAGAAACGUUCCCUUCUCAUCGCACUUCCGCCAUCAUCUGUCACACAAUUAGUAUCUCCUGAUGAGGCGUAGCGAAGCGAAAUGAUGCCUUUCCACAACGCUGUGUUAAUUAGUCCCCAUCUUUUAAUCACCUAGUGGUUCAUUUGCAGUGCAAUGCAGCAUGCCCCUCUUUCAUAAAGGGCUCUUAAAGCAAACGUGUGCUGAGGUUUUUGUCACUUGAAUUCUUACGGCAUUGUUAAAAAAAAAGGAUUUAUUUAUUUAUUUAUUUAUCAAUCAAAUCUAUUGAAGGCUGUGUGCCUGUGAUACACUGCUGGUUGCACAUACCCUGAUGAGCACUAAUCUCAGACGAUCUAAUGUUACCUCAGGUAUGGUAGUGCAAGAUCAGUGCUAUCAGGGUCUGUGAAAGCAGACGAUAAAGAUUCCUAUUCAAAAAGCUUUAACACAUGUUUUGUUGAAUGAAACAGUAAGUGGUGUCAAAUUGUGACAUUUUGCUUUGAUGUUUCCUCUCCUUCUCAGUCUUGCUAUCAAUUUGUUUGUUAUCUUUCUUUGAGCUUGCGUGGGAGUGUUAACUACUGACAGUGAACACUGACUUCCUCAUCCCAAAAAUAACAAUCUGUUGAAAUGACAUUUAGAAUGCCGUAGAACACUUUCAUGAACUGUUUUUAAUUCAUCAAAAGAAAAACAAAAAAUAUCUAAAUAAAGUUAUUUGAGGGACCCAAAGAUACAGUGAAAACAUAAUUGAGCAUCGGUCACAAAGAUGUUUCUGGUUUCUUAAAACUGUCUAUAUUUUAAAGCGUUAAACACUGCCACUUAUGAUAGGACUAACUAUUCGUAUUCAAAGUCUGCAGGUUGUAAUGUGUCUUCUCAGAUACAUGAAAUGUAUGCUUUUGAAUGCAUACAAUAGUCCUUGGUUAUUGUUCAAUGUCUUUUUGUUAUUAGACAGAGGGACUAAUCAGCUUACAACUAAAUUUUAUAAAAGAAAAUGAUCUCUCUUUAAGAGCAACUUGAUAUAGGUGUGAAACAUAGGUAUUCUUCUUCUGGUUUAGAAUCACUUUGUAUAUAAUUUCUGUUUCAGUCAUCACGUCCUGGUGACUUUUUUAAAAAAAACUCAUAAGUUAAAAGUGCCUCUGUGGCCUCUAUAGAGCUCUCGAACAUGUCUCCUCUCUAAGUACAUCUUGUACACCGGAGUGUAACCAUCAACCUGUCCCCCUGCAACACCCGGUGAAUGUAAGAAGUACCACAUUUGUUCUAUGUGGCAUUUCUCACUGAUGUGUUUCAUACAUCCUUGUACAGCAGCAUGUUACACUCUGGUGUACCAGCUUAGAGGGAAGAGUGAAUGUUUAAGAGCUCUUUUGAGGCCUCAGGGGUGCUUUUAAAAUGACUGAAAAAGAAAGUAUAUACAAAUUGACUCUAAGCAAGAAGACAAAUACAUUUGUUAUCAGAACUAUUGAAUUUUAUCUCAAAACAUGCUCUUUGAGUCUACCAGACUAAAAACCCUGGACCAUUCUGCCAGUAGUCAUGGUCAGGGCUAACAAAUAAUCGUAUGUAAUUUAGACCAAUUCAGAUCUAUUAAAAUCAUAUGUUUAAACACCUUGGUUAGAGGAAG
Molecule: messenger RNA, 3210 nt
Organism: Polyodon spathula (Mississippi paddlefish)
Lineage: Eukaryota; Metazoa; Chordata; Actinopteri; Acipenseriformes; Polyodontidae
Product: ras-related protein Rab-3B-like
Exons: 5
Coding region: 284-940 (218 amino acids)
Biological process (GO): protein secretion; regulation of exocytosis; protein localization to plasma membrane
Cellular component (GO): endosome; synaptic vesicle; plasma membrane
Molecular function (GO): GTP binding; GTPase activity
Source: RefSeq, a predicted model, not a curated record